Molecule: messenger RNA, 1027 nt
Organism: Frankliniella occidentalis (western flower thrips)
Lineage: Eukaryota; Metazoa; Arthropoda; Insecta; Thysanoptera; Thripidae
Product: protein takeout-like
Exons: 5
Coding region: 99-839 (246 amino acids)
Source: RefSeq, a predicted model, not a curated record
GUCAGCGGUAGUGGCAGUCCAGCACGCGAUCAGUCAAGAAGGAGCGACCAGCGGCGGCCAGUCGAACCGUCCCACACUGCUUGUGUCUAUCGCACAAUAUGUUGGCCAGGGUGUUGGCCCUCCUCGCGCUCUGUGGCCUGAGCCACGCUGCCGAGCUGCCUGCGAUCUUCCAGACCUGCCAUGUGAACGACGUCGACUUUAACACCUGCCUCGCUAAGGCCAUCGAAGACGCGCUCUACAAGCUAAAAGAUGGCGAGGAGACGCUGGGCCUCGCACCGAUCGGCCCCCUCCACGUAGUUGAAAUGUCUUUGGAUCUGGGCGAGGGCCCCAUCUCAUUCGCCCUCAAGGUCCGGGACCUGGUCGUCGCCGGCAUGGAGAACACCACUAUCGUGUCGGUCGAACUCGACCCGAAGAAGCACGUACUCGUCAUGAAGUUCAAAUUGGACCACCUGCGCCUAGACUUCCAGUACACAGCAAGCGGGCAUAUCCUCGUGGUGCCGAUCAAGGGAGGUGGACCUGCCUUCUUCGAGAUGGACAACCUCUUCGGUACGCACAUCGUCUCCACCGAACCUGUUGAGAGGGAGGGUAAGACCUACUGGACGAUCGCCAACUACACGAUAAACAUCGAGCCCAAGGCAAUGAGGUGCCACUUCGACGACAUCCUCAAGGGCAACUCCGAGGUCAGCGACAAGGUCAACGGAUUCCUCAACUCCGAAUGGAAGCUCUUCUACAAGCAAAUCCAAGGACCGGCAGAAGAAGCGUACGCCAAAUUGUUCAAGCACUUGGCUAGCCGCGUGUUCGACCAGGUCCCCAUCACGGACAUCUUCCGCGACAUCUAAGCAGGGGAUCGUGAGGGAGUAUCAUAAUAUGCUGUUGAUCUCACCCACAUCAGAAACAUCCGCCGCGUUAUUGAGGGAAAGACCCCUGCGCGCGUCAUUUAACUCAUAUUUGAAUGUAAAACGUCCUAUGAUCAUAAAGUGUACGGUCCAAUUUGUCGCUUAUUAACUAUUUUUAUUUUUUUGGUUAA